Messenger RNA from Stylonychia lemnae, 1125 nucleotides. The record is from the annotation of a GenBank genome assembly. Lineage: Eukaryota; Ciliophora; Spirotrichea; Sporadotrichida; Oxytrichidae.
AUGGAAUACGCCCAAGAAAGUUUGCCAUAUAUUGUAUUGAUCUCUAUUGGAAGCAACGACUCAAAAUCAACUUCCCUCCUUGAGCUAUUACAAAAAAUUGAGGGAGAUAACUACAAUCGACAAACAGAAUAAUGGAAAAUAAGCACAAAGUAUUACGAGGCAUUAGUUUAAAUUCAAGAGAUUGUGAUUGAUUUCAAGGACCUAUCCUAUUCUAUGCAGAAAUUAGACUAUAUUGAGAAAAAGGAGGCUUUUAUUUACUACUUUUAAGCAGAAGAGGAACUAAACUUAGAUUACUACAAUAUCAUUCAUAACAUUCAAGAAAAUCAUUAGCCAGAGAUAGGCUUACUAUUUUUCAAUGGAAAACCUAAAGUCUUUAAAAAGGCAACAGAAGCUCUUAUAGAUAAAUUAGUCUAAAACUUCUUCAUUGAGUAUUUGAAAGAAGAUUUAGAAGAGUAUAAAUUACCGAUUUAAGGUGGUGAUCAUAGUGACAAGGAAAAACAAAAACCUAAAGGUGGACUAUUGAACGGAGAUGAAAAGGUGGGCUUAGAGAGAUUAAUUGAGUGCAUGCACUGUUGUAUGUGGAGUAACAUGAAAAAGAGAACAAUUAACUAGAAUCAAGUACCUUAGAGUUUAAUAAACGAUCUAUAAAGAUAAGAACAAGAGAAGCAAGAAUUCUUCCUCAAAGAGCAAUAAAAAAUAAAAGAAAAGUAGCAAGAUGAUUAGGUCGACUUAAAUUAAGAUGAUAAAGCAGAAGCAGGAGAGGGAUAAGGGUAGAAACAACCCUAAGUAAUAAACUUUGAGAAUGAUGAAAAUGAAAAGAAUAUUAUUCAGUAAUUGCUCAUUGAGGAAGAUCAUUACAUUAAAAAUGCUCCAAUUAACCCAUAGUAGAAUCCAUUUUUCGAAAACUAUGAUCUUAGUAAAGAGGAAGAGGAAGCGGAAAGCAUGAUAAUGCUAAUGCAACAGAUAAAAGGUUUAAGAGAACAUAAUCAAGUUUUAGAUGAUGAAGAGAGAAGAAAACAAGCUGAAGAUAUGAUAAUGAAAAUAAGUAAGUAUAUGCAACUGGAAGAUGAUGAGAAUGAGGAUGAAUACUAUGGAGAAGAAGAAUAAGAAGAGGUAAAGAAAUGA